This is a messenger RNA of Harpegnathos saltator (Jerdon's jumping ant), 1970 nucleotides long. RefSeq names its product histidine-rich glycoprotein. The transcript has 2 exons. NCBI's taxonomy places the organism in Eukaryota, Metazoa, Arthropoda, Insecta, Hymenoptera, Formicidae. The record is from RefSeq and is a predicted model, not a curated record.
UGAGCGAACGCGAGUGCGAAGGAACGAAAGCGGUUACGUGCCGAGCAUUGGCGGAACCGCAGGUAUAUAAGCUUUGCCUUAAAGAUUGUCGGCCAGUCGAUUGUUGCACUCGUUAGUCCUACAGACCGCCAACAUGGCUAAACACGUAGGACCAUGGUUGCUCAUGGGAAUGGCCGUGGUGUGCUCGGUCGUCGCAAUGUCUUCGGCCCGGGAGGUCGGAAAUUUGACAGGAGACCUGGAGGUGGCUGCUUCUCAUCAUCACCAUCAUGGUCAUCAUCACGAGCACGGUGGAGGCCACGAGCAUCAUUCCCACCACCAUGGUGAACACGGUGAGAAGGGUGAAAAGGGUCACAAAGGACACCAUCACCAUCACCAUGGCGAACACGGCCACCACGGCAAGGAGCAUCACGAGGGUCACCAUCACGAGCACGGUGGACAUAAGAAGGGUCAUCACGAUGAGCACGAUGAGCAUGGCCAUCACCAUGAGCACGAGCACGGCCACAAGGAGCACAAGUUCGGCCAUGGAAAGGGCCAUAAGAAGGGCGAGAAGACCCACGGUUACCAUCAUAAAGCCCACAAGGAUGAGUACCACAAGGAGCACAAGUUCUACGAUGAUCAUCACAAAGGUGGCCACCAUGAGAAACACGGCGAUCAUCACGAGCAUCACCAUGGUAAGGAAGGCCACCACAAGAAGGGUGGACACCAUCAUUCCGGCCACCAUGAGGACCACCAUGGUAAGAAGGGCCAUCACGACAAAGGACAUUACGACGAGGACCACCACGGCCAUCACGGCAAACAUGGUCACGAGGAGCAUCAUCACCAUCACGAGGAUUACGGCAAGAAGCAUGAGCACCAUGGCGGCAAGAAGCACGGAUAUCAUCACGGCCAUCACGGUCAUCAUCAUCAUCAUUGAUCGGGUCAUCACGACCAUCAUCAUCAUGAGGGCCACCACGGCAAGAAGGGCCAUCACGAGAAGGGGCAUCAUCAUCACGACCACAAGGGCCACAAGGGUCAUCACGACCACGAAGAGCAUCAUCAUCAUCACCAUCAUCACGGCAAGAAGGGCGGUCACGAGCAUCACAAAAAGUGGGAUCACAAAAAGGGACACUGAGCUUUCCCCAUUUUAUCCGGGGAGAUACCACCAGCUGGUUUUUCUGUUUCUUUUUGAUGGAGUCCUCGCUUUCGUUCCUUCCAGGACGGAGAAUAUAAUCCAGGGAUAUAUAUAUUUGCGGCUUAGGUACAUGCUCGCUCACGAGAGAAUCGCUUGCAUCGUUUUAUCUGUUGAUUAUUAAUCGUGCAUACGUUGUAACAUUGUUGAAAUAUAAAGUGUUAUACGUUUAACACGCUUUUUGCCCUGUUAUAAUGUGUUGCGCAAACGGCGCGACGUGUAUGCAGCAGCAGCAUAAAUUAUCCCCCCGCGCCUGUGAGAACACGAUGACAGAAGUGUCGCGCGAAACGGGACGAGCUGCUUUUUAGGGGCUUUAUUUCCUGACCGGAGUAAGAAGAUUUUUGCGCUGUCGAGAAAAUUAUGGAUGCGACAGCAACAUUUGACACCACGGGGAUUGUAAUACACGCGACAUUUAAUUCGCCGUGAUAUGUAGCAGACAGCCCCGCGCAUAAAUCAGUAAUUAACUGAUUAUAUCAGGAGCCCCUGCCCCCCACCCCCUUUUCCCCGCGCCCUCCCACGUUUCCUUCAUAGCUUCAAUAGAUGUACAGCCAUUGAGCGCUGCAAACUGUGGGCAUCAUAAAUUACCAGCACGCCGGGAGAGAGGGGGAGGGAAGAGAGAAAGAGGAAAAGACAGGGAGAGAGAGAGAGAGAGAGAGAGAGAGAGAGAGAAAAUCUUAAUAAAAAUUCCUAUAUUCCAGCUAUUUAUCAAAUUUCGAUAUUAAUAAGCGGCAUUAAAUACAAUACACCGUCGGUUAAUGCAUUAUCGGAUGACGGCGCAAAUAUAAAGCGCGCACUCUCGCGG